AUUUACUUGACCGUUGCAUCUAACUGCUGUUUUUUUGUUUUUGAAACCUUGUUAAUGCGCGCCUUUUGCUGCACAGCGCUAAAAUUCUCUAUUCCAACAAAUUCACUUAAUUUUUCUUCCAAAUUCUUUCCCUUUUUAAUUUAUCGAUCUGAAUCUUCAAACACCCAUAUCCCUGAGCUCACUUUUAAUGACUAUCAGCUUCUCAGUCUUCUUUCUCAGCGUCGAUUCCGUGAUGCACGCAACCUGCUCGACGAAAUGCCUGAAAGGUCCGUCAGGCUUAUUGUUUAUUGGACUUCGUUGCUUACGAAGUUUUCGAGAAAUGGCUUUGUUGAUGAAGCUGAAGUGCUAUUUGAUAUCAUGCCCGAGAGAAAUAUCGUUACUUAUAAUGCAAUGCUGUCAGGGUUUUUGCAUUGCGGAAUGCUGGGUGAGGCAAUGAAGUUGUUUGACGAAAUGCCUGAGAGAAACGUUGUUUCGUGGACUUCGAUGAUGUGCGGGUUGGCUGAUGCUGGAAGGAUUUUUGAGGCAAUUAGGUUGUUUGAGGAGAUGCCGGAAAGGAAUGUUGUCUCGUGGAAUGCGAUGAUUGCUGGGUUGAUUAGAAAUGGAGGUUUGGAGUAUGCGAGGGCGGUUUUUGACGAGAGUCCGCUUAAGAAUGUUGUUUCUUGGAAUACUGUGAUUGCGGGGUAUGCAGAAAAGGGUAGGAUGGAAGAAGCGAGGGCUUUAUUUGAUGAAAUGGAGGAUAAGAAUGUCAUUACUUGGACUAGCAUGGUAUCGGGUUAUUGUAGAACGGGUAAGGUAGAGGAGGGAUAUAGUUUAUUUCUGAAGACUCCUAAGAAAAAUGUUGUUUCUUGGACUGCCAUGAUCGGUGGAUUCACUUGGAAUGGCUUAUAUGAAGACGCAUUGCUGCUUUUUCUUGAGAUGGAGAAGAGCUUCGAUAUUACUCCGAAUGUGGAGACUUUCAUUUCACUUGCUUAUGCUUUUGCUGGUUUAGGAAUUCGUCGUCUUAGCAAGCAAUUGCACACUAGGGUGAUUUCUACUGGGUUAGAGUGUGAUGAUUAUGAUGGAAGGUUAUUGAAAAGCCUGAUUUACAUGUACUCUUCAUUGGGCUUCAUGGAUUAUGCGCGUUACAAGUUUAAUCAAAAUUCGAAUUGUUCUGUUCAGUCCUGUAACUAUAUGAUCAAUGGUUACAUCCGAAGUGGACAAUUGGAUAAGGCUCGGAAUUUGUUUGACACUACACCUAUUCGGGACGAAAUUACUUGGACUUCAAUGAUUGAUGGUUAUUUCAGUGUUGGAAAUGCAGCUGAAGCAUGCAACUUGUUCCAUCAUAUGCCUGAAAAGGAUGCAGUAGCAUGGACAACGAUGAUUUCAGGACAUGUCCAAAAUGAACUUUUAUCUGAAGCUAUGUUUUUAUUCACCCAGAUGUUAGAUCAAGGUGUUAGUCCCCUUGGUUCUACAUUUGCUACACUUCUUGGAGCUGUAGGUGCAGUAGCAUCUCUUGACCAAGGAACGCAACUGCACGGUUUGCUGGUAAAAAUGCUGCUUGAAAAUGACUUAAUUCUUGAAAAUUCUCUAAUCUCAAUGUAUGCAAAAUGUGGAGAGAUUCAAAUUGCAUAUAAAUUAUUCUCGCAAAUGAACUCUCGCGAUCUGAUUUCUUGGAAUUCCAUGAUUAUGGGAUUCUCACAUCACGGGCUAGCAAAUGAAGCGUUGAAGGUUUUUGAAGCCAUGUUAGAUUCGGGAACUUUUCCGAAUUCUGUUACUUUUCUGGGUGUCCUCUCAGCAUGCAGUCAUGGAGGGUUAAUAAAUCAAUGGUGGGAGUUAUUUAAUGCAAUGAUUGAUAUUUAUGCAAUUCAACCAAGUUUGGAGCAUUACAUUUGUAUGGUUAAUCUUUUGGGCCGAGCUGGAAAACUUAAUGAAGCAGAAGAACUUAUUCUGAAACUUCCUAUGGAACUAAAUCAUGCUAUCUGGGGAGCAUUGCUCGGUUUAUGUAGUUUUAGUGAGAAAAAUUCUGAAAUUGCUGAACGAGCUGCAACACGAAUCCUUGAGAUGGAUCCACUGAAUGCACCUGCUCACGUACUACUUUGCAAUGUAUAUGCAGCAAAUGGCCGGCAUAUUGAGGAGCAUAAAUUGCGGAAGGAGAUGGGAUCGAAGGGUGUGAAAAAGAUUCCGGGAUGUAGUUGGAUAGUGCUGAAUGGAAGAACAUCCGUCUUUCUGUCCGGAGAUAAAAUGGAAGCAGAGACAACUAAAAUGCUGUCACUGUUGUUUCAUUUUGUUGAUGAAUCGCAGCUUUCAACGGUUGCCUAGACAGAUAGGUAUGUACAGAAACUCUUACUACCUAAGUAGCAUACAUACUUUAUUCAGUGAACCUUUCCCGUUUCGGAAAUGUGUAGGACAUUUGGCGUUUCAGACCUGAAACUUCAUUUUAGCAUAAAAAACCUUUAAGUAACACGGUUUUGCAAUGUCUGUGUUAAAGAAUCCCAUUUUUCUGUAUCUGUAUCCGUGAUGUAUAGCUUAUUAUUGAUAUUGAUAAAUGAUAAUUGAUAUAUAUUAAUAACAAA
Messenger RNA from Mercurialis annua (annual mercury), 2552 nucleotides. RefSeq names its product pentatricopeptide repeat-containing protein At1g32415, mitochondrial. Gene Ontology annotation, molecular function: protein binding; RNA binding. The transcript has a single exon. Lineage: Eukaryota; Viridiplantae; Streptophyta; Magnoliopsida; Malpighiales; Euphorbiaceae. The coding region runs from base 55 to 2298 and encodes 747 amino acids. The record is from RefSeq and is a predicted model, not a curated record. Gene Ontology annotation, biological process: RNA modification.